AUUGAGGGCAGGUUACAUAACGUUGCCUCCUCUCACCUUCGUCACGCACUUGAGUAAUGGCAGCAUCAGUAACGUUAAGGAUCGUUGACCAUGGGCCUGGCCUGGGGCCCAGACUUGACUAUAACUUCGGACAAUAACUUUAGCAGUCAGCAGAACUCGAGUGUCGUGGUUACAAGAGCAUGACAGUAAAUUGAAAAAAUGUUCAAUAUUCCUGGGCGCAGUGAACAUUCGAGUGCCGAUCUGUCUGCCCGAAGUAGUACGAAAAAUUCCCACCGCUCGUCUUCUUCCAAUACGAUGAUCCCGAGAACGAAUAUUCUUUCGUUCCUUCUUAUAUUUUCCUGCGGACGCACAGAUCGCCUCUGAGCUUGUCUCUUCCUUGUUGUCCUCAAGAUGGACAGCGAAUCUUCCGAAUCCUCUGGACAGUCAACUCGGAGUCGAAGCCCUUCCAGCACCAGCAGCCAGUCAGAACAUGAGGUCGUAGUCACGGAAGACACAAAACAAAAAUUUGCCAGAGAAUUCAGGAAACGUCCCAACGUUCACGACUUGAUGCAGUGGAAGAGGUAUCACAAUAGCCUGGUAUGCAAGAAUUGUUUGUUACGUGGGCAAGAUUGCACGCCGAAAGACAACUCAGCUGUAUGCAUCAGCUGUGAGGAGCAACGAGUCGGCUGCAGUCGCGCGGAACUGGAAAGGACGACGCGAGUUCGGCGGUUGUUAAAUCUUUCAUAUCAGGAACUGGAGUUUCUAGUCGACUGGUACAAGGGAUGGAGGGAGACAAAAGGUAGCAUCAUCCGGAAGACUCGGACGCCUAUCACUCCAAGUCCCAGAAAGACGAAAUUUCAAGACUCUCCAAUAUUAAGCCCCGAGUUCCAAGCAAAGACGGCAAGGGCUCGCCGACAUGAACCCGAGGAGCAAUACGCUUCUUCAAGUUCGUCAGCUUCUCAAAUUCUAAACUCGAGCCCCGGCGCCAUCUAUGAACACGAUCCAACGGACCACGCAACCGCCGCGAAUUUUCAACAAAUGUGGAAUGAUUAUAUGAACAACUGUCACAGUCCGAGUCCUCAAACACCUUCUGGGGCAGGUGGCGCUGUUCUUGACGUGGUGACCGGACCCGAACAUUCAGACACUGGCACUCAGAAUCUCAACGAUCUGUUAAUGCUGAAUUAUGAAUGUCUCGAAACUUCAACUGAACGCGCAGAUGUUUUAUUUGACGAGGCCAACCCGGAGGCGCCGACGGAAGUGCAAAAUCCAGAAGGUUCAAGUACUGUCAUGCCAGCCGACAAGAACCAGGCAGCUCUCACACACAUAGAGCUAUUAUUGCAUAGGAAUGAAGUAGAAAACGUCGCUGCAAGGGUGAAGGCAGGGGAUAUCACUCAGCAGAACCUGCUCAAUGCGCUGAAGGCCAUCUCGGAGGGUUUGCUUGGAAUGGCGAUGAAGUACGAUGCAGCUUCCGAGUCGGCAGGACGAGCAAGUGUGGGUGGGAGUUCGGAAUGGCUUGAAGAAUGAGGUUGUAGGUUGAAUAAUGUACUUUUAUAUGAUAUUCCUUGAACAGAGUGUUAAUCAGUG
This is a messenger RNA of Desarmillaria tabescens, 1563 nucleotides long. RefSeq lists its product as uncharacterized. The record is from RefSeq and is a predicted model, not a curated record. Bases 391 to 1503 code for a protein of 370 amino acids. NCBI's taxonomy places the organism in Eukaryota, Fungi, Basidiomycota, Agaricomycetes, Agaricales, Physalacriaceae. The transcript is spliced from 5 exons.